AUGGAUGGUGAACCUGUGUUGAAGUUUGGAGAUAGCGGCUUAGAGAGGCUGGAUCAUCCGUUGGGUUGUAUUUGUUACGAAGACAAGUUUAUUGUAACUGACAAGAAUAAUAACUGUGUAAAGGUGUUUGAUAGAAAAGGACAGUUUUUGUACAAGUUUGGAGAAUACGGAAACGGUGAAGGACAGUUGCAUUGGCCGUGUGGGUUAAGUGUUGACAAGCAUGGCGACGUUUUUUUAUGCGACAGGUUGAAUAAUCGCAUUCAACAGUUUACAUUGGAAGGAAGUUUCAUUGGAAAGACAAGUACUGAUCUGAAACUACGGCGGCCCUGGGGUGUUACCACAAUGUCAGAUGAUCGGAUUUUGAUUACAGAGUACGACGGGAAAGAAGUUAUCAUUCUGAAAUGA
This is a messenger RNA of Stylophora pistillata, 405 nucleotides long. RefSeq names its product E3 ubiquitin-protein ligase TRIM71-like. NCBI's taxonomy places the organism in Eukaryota, Metazoa, Cnidaria, Anthozoa, Scleractinia, Pocilloporidae. The record is from RefSeq and is a predicted model, not a curated record.